This is a messenger RNA of Acanthamoeba castellanii str. Neff, 1434 nucleotides long. RefSeq lists its product as uncharacterized. NCBI's taxonomy places the organism in Eukaryota, Discosea, Longamoebia, Acanthamoebidae. The coding region runs from base 1 to 1434 and encodes 477 amino acids. The transcript is spliced from 12 exons. The record is from RefSeq and is a predicted model, not a curated record.
AUGGAAGCACGCAACGAGGAAGCCGCAGGGCUCACCAUACCUGAUGCGCCCCCCGCUACAGGCCUGUUCCCGCAGGACAUCAACAUCGAAGAAAUACGCAAGGCUAUCCAGGGACGCGAUGACUUCCGCGAGGUCAAGAACGCCGACUUUUCGAGCUUCGUCUACUUCCUCGGCAUGGCCAAGGACAUUUUUCCAGACCCGGCCACAGCGCCAGAUGCCGAGACCGCGUACCACUGGCGGCUGCGAAGGGAGUGCCGAGGCAUCAUUUUCUCGCACGCCACGGGCAAGGUGUUGUCGCGCCGCUUCCACAAGUUCUUCAACGUCAACGAAACGGAAGAGGUCGAGGCGGGAAAGAUCAACCUCAACCGGCCGUUCAUCAUCUUGGAGAAGCUGGAUGGCUCGAUGGUGUUUGCCACCAAGAACGGCGUGACCGACACCUCCAAGCUCGUCGAGAGCUACGUCGCUCGUUCGGACAUUCCGUACCUCGAAUACUCGGCUCGUUGGGUCGACAAGGGAUAUUCGCCCAUCUACGAGUGGUGCAGCCAGAAGAGUCGGGUGGUGCUCGACUACCCCGAGGACACGCUCACGCUGAUCUCGGUGCGCCACGUUCACACCGGAGACUACGUCCCGUUCUUCGAGAUGCAGAAGCACGCCAGGCACCACGGCAUUCCCGUGGUCACGUGCCGGACGGCGGAGGAGGUGGGCGUAGGCUCGAUCACCGAAUUCGAGCAGUUUCAGAAGACCAUCCGCGAGAAGAACAUCGGCCUUGAAGGGUUUGUCAUUCGCUUCGAGAAUGGCGAGAUGUACAAGAUCAAGACGGCCUGGUACUGCGACCUCAACAAGACCCUGGACCUCGUUUCGCGAUCGCGAUCGCAGCACGGGUCGGAAAUGGACGUGUGGAAGGUCAUCCUCGAAGAAAAGUACGACGACCUACGGACGUGGCUCGCUGCCGAUGACCGGAACGCGAUGGACCACUUCGCGCGCGACCUGCUCAAGGAGAUCGGCCUCAGCUGCCGCCGACUGAGGGACACGGUGCUCGAGGCGAAGCGGAAGCAGGGCAUGGACAAGAAGAGCUUCGCGGCCUACGCCGCUGCCCAGACGAGCCAGAGGCCGCUCGAGAAGGCGCUCCUCUUCCGCGUGUGGGCCAUGUACGAUCGCGACGCUGACGCCGACGCCGGUGAAGUUGACGGCGAAGCGGUGGAGAAGAACGAAGCUGAAGCAGAGGCGAAGCGCGAAAGCGAAGACGAAGACGAAGAUGACGAUAGCAAGCUGGCGUUGAUCCGACAGGAGGUGAUCGAAACGAUCCUCAAGAACUGCGGCAAGCGGCCCCUCUUCGAGAAGGCCCGGGUGCUGGCCGGCAACAUCACCUACAAGUCCUACAUCGAGAUCUAUCAGCUCUCCCGCGACAAGGCGGCCAAGAAGCUUGACGAAUAG